Penicillium pulvis is the source of this 1725-nucleotide messenger RNA. RefSeq lists its product as uncharacterized. The transcript has 3 exons. NCBI's taxonomy places the organism in Eukaryota, Fungi, Ascomycota, Eurotiomycetes, Eurotiales, Aspergillaceae. The coding region runs from base 1 to 1725 and encodes 574 amino acids. The record is from RefSeq and is a predicted model, not a curated record.
AUGGGAUCUGAAUUGGGGGUUACCGCUCAGUCAAAGGACGUGGUCACCUUAACUCCAGUGGCCAUCUGGUGGGCCUGCUGGGGUUGUGUGUGGACACUCUUCGUCGCCUUGGGUGUCGCCUACUUGAUCAAACAUCGCGACUCACCCACAGUUCGAAUCCGAGGUUUAGGCCUCACACUCUCUGCCAUUUUCUUUCUUCAUAUUUAUUUCUGGUCGGUCCAAUGGGGGGUUAUGAUAGGCACGCUCAUGCCGGGAGAUGCCAUGUACUGGAUCAUGGGUACCUGGUUGCCUAUCGGAAUAUCUCUUUUCUAUGCGUCCAACGGUCGUUUCCUUCAUAUCGCAAAGCUUCAGAAGAAAUACGCCUAUCCUUGCAAUCGUCUCUCUGUGCAGCCUGGCACAAAGCGUAAGGCGGGUUUAAUUGGUCGCUUUCAACGUCUUGAUUAUUCCACAAAGAGUCUCAUCGUUGUUGGUGUUGCAAUGUGCACCCAGAUCUUCCUUACUGUCUUAAUGUACCUUAUCUCUCGCAGAUUCCAUAGCACAUGGGGUAUACCUGGCACUGAGGUUCACGGUACCCCCAUGGAAGUUAAGUCGGCCCAGGGCAGAGGCUGGGAAUGGUGGCCCGGUGUUCUAUCGCAAGUCUUCUGGUGCUGGAUCGUCGCUCCUUGCAUUCUCUGGAAAGCCCGUGGUAUCAACGAUACCCAGGGCUGGCGAACUCAAACUAUCGCUUGUGCCAUCGCUGGUCUUCCCGCAACUCCACUGUGGCUCUGUGGUACCUACGUCGAUGCUAUGGCCUCCGUCAGCGCGGUCUGGCUUCCCCCUCAGUGGAUCUGUCUUUCUAUCAUUAUCAUGGAAGUCUUUACCAUAUUCCUUCCCUGCUGGGAGGUUAUGCACCGCCAAUCCCUUCGUCAGGAGACACUCGACGCGAUCGCACAAUGGGAGGCACGCAACGGGAUUGGCGGCGAAGUCAAGUCUCUCGGCUCCGGUCCCACCAUGGUCGAAUCCAUCCUGUCUGGCUGGAAGUCCACGAAAGACUCCGUGCGAUCCGACGCUUCCAACGAAAGUAUCCUGACAAUGGGUGCCCUCGAGUAUGUUCUCGAUCGCAAUCCCGCCCCUCUCCAGGAGUUUUCUGCUCUCCGCGAAUUCUCCGGAGAGAACAUCGCGUUCCUCACUGCUGUCGCCGAAUGGAAGAGCUCGCUGCCCGUGGCUCUCAAGGACAAGACCGCUCCUCGCGAUGAGAAAAUCCAAGAGCUUAUGCGUGAGCAUUUCAACCGUGCCUUGCACCUAUACGCCGAGUAUAUCAGCCCCAGUCACGCCGAAUUCCCCGUGAAUCUUGGCUUCCAAGUCUUGAAGAAGCCGGAACAGAUCUUCGAGAAACCCACUGCCCUUCUGUACGGCGAGCGCGAGGUUCCUGAGCCCGCCACUCCCUUCAGAGAAACAUUUAAUAUUGAUUCGCCUGUGACGCCUUUCACGGGUGACUCUGAUAAGGGAAACAAUGACUCGAUACAUGAGAUUAAGAACCUCGUUCAUUAUUGGGGUGAAAUUCCUGCAGAGUUUGAUGCCUCUGUUUUUGACGAGGCCGAGUCAAGUAUUAAAUACCUUGUUCUCACAAACACAUGGCCGAAGUUUAUCCGUGAUCAUCGGGCUUCUAUUGGCUCGUCUGGCUCAUCUACUACUUUGGAGGCUGGUGACAAUGUCGUUCGUCUACCUGAUGAGCGCUCCACCUAA